UCUUGGAGUGAGACUUGUGCGGAACUGAGUGUGUGACGGUUGUGCAAAUAUGUGAAGCGGUCGUGACUGUGUCAAUGCGCGAAAAUUUUGGUGGUGGAAUAACGUUCGGCCGCGGUUAGUUUCCAGUGGUGUGUCAUGGCCGUUCCUGGAGUGAUUCGCAGGCUGGAAGAGGCGGUGGUGAACAGGAUUGCUGCUGGUGAGGUGAUCCAGCGACCCGCUAAUGCCAUUAAAGAAAUGGUGGAGAACAGUUUGGAUGCCAAAUCUACAAAUAUUCAAGUUAUUUUAAAGGAUGGUGGACUGAAGUUGAUUCAGAUCCAGGACAAUGGGACUGGUAUCAGGAAGGAAGAUUUGGAAAUACUUUGUGAAAGAUUUACUACAAGCAAGUUACAGAAAUUUGAAGAUCUUGCCAGCAUCUCUACUUAUGGAUUUAGAGGGGAGGCUCUUGCCAGCAUAAGCCAUGUGGCACACGUCACUGUGACAACUAAAACUGCUGAUGCGAAGUGUGCAUUGAGAUGUAGCUACUGUGACGGGAAAUUAAAGGCUCCUCCAAAACCAUGUGCUGGAAACCAAGGGACGCAGAUAACCGUGGAAGACCUCUUCUACAAUAUUGCUACACGAAGGAAGGCUCUGAAAAAUCCCAGCGAUGAGUUUUCCAAAAUUGUGGAAGUUAUGAGCAGGUAUGCAAUUCACAAUUCAGGAGUGAGCUUCACUGUGAAGAAGCACGGUGAAACUGUUGCUGACGUUAGAACAUUGCCCAAUGCCUCAACCCUUGACAAUAUUCGAACAAUCUUUGGAAAUGCUGUGAGCAGGGAAUUAAUUGCAGUGUCCUUUGAAGAACCAAAAUUUGCUUUCAGAAUGAAAGGUUAUAUAUCCAAUGCAAAUUAUUCAGUAAAAAAGUGCAUCUUUUUGCUCUUCAUAAAUCAUCGCUUGGUGGAGUCAAGUGCUUUACGGAAAGCAAUUGAGACUGUUUAUGCAGCAUACCUUCCCAAAAAUACACAUCCCUUCUUGUAUCUGAGCCUUGAAAUAUUGCCACAAAAUGUAGAUGUAAACGUCCAUCCAACAAAGCAUGAAGUACACUUUCUGCAUGAGGACAGCAUCAUCGAGAGUGUGCAACAAUACAUAGAGAGUAAGCUGCUUGGCGCCAACUCCUCCAGAACCUACUUCACUCAGACUUUACUGCCAGGGCCAGCCAUAACCUCCAGUGAUUUUGUCAAACCUUUGGCAGCACCACCUGUGGUUCAGGGUUUUAAUGACAAACCAUGCGCUCGCCAGCUGGUGCGAACAGAUGCCAGGGAUCAGAAGAUGGAUGCUUUCCUUCAACCAGUCAGCAGGUCGCAUGCUGUGCUGCCUGCUAUUCCUUCUGCUGCAGGAGGACCCAGGUGUCAAGACUCUGAGAUGUUGGACACGAGUGACUUUGAAGUGCUAUCUGUGAAAGAUGUCGGCAGCUUGGCUAAGACUGUGGAGAAAUAUGUGCAUCCUUGUAUUGACGACUCCUCCAGUGGCCCAUCCAGAAAACGAUCGAGGCCAGAUUCACCAAGUGAAGAAAAGGAAGCGAACUCCAGUCACAAUAUGACAGCGGCUCAUCUUCCAAAGAAACGAAUUAUUAACCUAACCAGUAUACUCUCUCUGCGGGAAGAGAUCAACAGUCGAAACCACACAGGCCUUCAAGAUAUGUUGCAGAAUCAUGUAUUUAUUGGUUGUGUGAAUCCUCAGUGGGCAUUGGUGCAGUACAAACUAAAACUUUACUUGAUCAACACCACUAAACUCAGUCAGGAAUUAUUUCAUCAAAUCUUGAUCUAUGACUUCCGCAAUUUUGGAGUUUGAGUUCAGAACCCAGCCCCACUGUACGAACUGGCCAUGAUGGCACUGGAUAGUCCAGAAAGUGGCUGGACAGAGGAGGAUGGUCCUAAAGAAGGAUUAGCAGAGUAUAUUGUUGACUUCUUGAGGACAAAAUCUGAAAUGCUGCAAGAUUAUUUUUCCCUUGCUAUUGAUGAGGAGGGAAACCUAACUGGAUUGCCUCUGCUCUUAGAAAAUUAUAUCCCAGCCCUUGAGGGAUUGCCAAUGUUCAUCUUGCGUCUAGCUACAGAGGUGAACUGGGAUGAAGAAAAGGAGUGUUUUGAAACAUUGAGCAAGGAAUGUAGUAUCUUUUACUCCAUCAGAAAAGAAUACACACUGUAUGAUUCUCCAGUCUUGCUGCAUCAAGAUCAGCAGCAUGAAGAGCUUGGCAGUAACAAAUCAUGGAAGUGGUCUGUAGAACAUGUUAUAUCCAAAGCUUUCAGGACUCUGCUCCUUCCACCAAAGCACUUUGCAGAAAAUGGAUCCAUCCUGCAACUUGCCAAUCUACCUGAUCUGUACAAAGUCUUUGAGAGAUGUUGAUCAGUUAUUACAAAGAGACAAAACUAAAUGUCUAUAUAUAAACAGAUUUGAAGUGCUGCAAAUAAUAUUCAUUAUACCAGUACUACUCCAAGGCAGUAGAAUCGUACAGCACAGAAAUGGACUCCUUAGGCCACCUUGUCUAUGCCAACACUAAUCCCAUUUGCUUGCGUUAGGCCUUUUCUAUGUACCUCCCUAAAUGCUUCUUUUUAGAUACUGUAAUUGUAUCUGCCUCUUGCAUCUCCUCUGUCAGCUCAUUCCAGGUAACCACCACCCUUUGUGUGGGGGUGGGGCUCAAAUCUUUUAAGUUUCUUCCUGCCUCACCUUAAACCCAUGCCCUCUAGCCUCCCUGGGGCGGGGGGGGGGUGUGGUUGGAGGUUGGGGGGUGGCUUUGCUAUCCAUCCCAUCUAUGUCCCUUAUUUUAUAAACCUCCAUAAGGUUACCCUUGGCCUCCUCCUUUCAGAGGAUAAGGACUUGUUUUAAAAAGUAAAAUACUUUAUCGCAUAGAAGUGUAGAAAGCUUUGCAGCUUUGCUCCUUUAGGGGAGAGGGGCCUUAUUCCAAAAGAGGCACAAAUCUGAGAUGGGACUUGCACCAAAAGAGACCUAUGAUGGUGGCAACAAUGUCUGUUAAAUCUUCUGUCCAUCAAGGCAAAGUGUUUUUUCAGUUGUACAUGAUUGUUCAAAUUAAUCAAAUCUUCAGAGUUUGUUCACCAGCAAGGCUUGAAAUGGUGUAAUCAUAUGUUAUAAUAAAGUUCUGCUGUAACCAUUUUAAAUGCACAACCCAGUGUCUCUGGAUCAUUGAUCCUGAACUCUGGCUGCUAGAUCAGUAACUGACAAGCCUAAUGUAUCUUGUGCCAUUCUACAUAAGUGCCUCUGGAUCUGAAUUAUGAUAAUUUUGCACUUGGCUAACAUUCUCUUCCCACACUUGGACAACCAAAGAAAUGAGUAAUUUCUGUGCAGAAGCUGCAGCAAUUCAUUUUCUCACAGGUUACUAUUUGAUGGUCACACCUUGAUAGGAGGUGGAAAGUUGCUUGAGCCACAAUUCUAUCAGAUCUUACUGCAAGCACAGCACAAAUUAUUAAUGUAACUACCUUAGGGAGUCACUUUCUUGCACUGGUCUAUAUAAAGGUCUUUGGCUUUAGAAAAUUACUAUUGUACAAAAAUCUGAGCAAAGUUUUUCCUUCACUCAAAUUUAAGUGGUCUCAUUGUUUAAUAAAAAAUAUCAGUUUGUUGUACUGUCA
This is a messenger RNA of Pristis pectinata (smalltooth sawfish), 3614 nucleotides long. It is a transcript of the gene mlh1, whose product is annotated as mutL homolog 1, colon cancer, nonpolyposis type 2 (E. coli). Gene Ontology annotation, biological process: mismatch repair. The transcript has 19 exons. Gene Ontology annotation, molecular function: mismatched DNA binding; ATP hydrolysis activity; ATP binding. Lineage: Eukaryota; Metazoa; Chordata; Chondrichthyes; Rhinopristiformes; Pristidae. The record is from RefSeq and is a predicted model, not a curated record. Gene Ontology annotation, cellular component: MutLalpha complex.